AUGGAUGCUAAGGGGAUGCCUAAAACCUGGUUAUCAAAGUCAUGUCAUGGUGUUAGGGUUAUCCUUGUUGAUGUCUUUGAGUUUGAGGUUGAUGAUGGAGAGGAGUCUUAUGUUGUGAGCUUGACAAAUAAGACUUGUCAUUGUGGUAGGCGGACCCUGAUUGGAAUCCCUUGCAAGCAUGCUAUUGCUUGCAUUGUGCAUAGAAAAUUGGACUACACAGAUUUUGUCCAUGAGGCUUACCAUGUUAAGACAUAUGCCAAGACAUACGGACCUAGGUUCCUUGGAAUGCCAGGGCAUAAAAUUUGGCCUACCUCCACAAACCCUAAACCAUUACCACCUCCCUUUAGAAAAAUGUCUGGUAGGCCUAAUAAGAGGAAGAAGAGGUUGGAGGUUAAUGAAGCUAAGGGUGGGAAAAAACAAGGCUCUAUGGUGAGGAAGUAUAAGCAAGAGAGGUGUGGCAAUUGUGGCACACUAGGACAUAACAAAACGAAGUGA
Amaranthus tricolor (Joseph's coat) is the source of this 495-nucleotide messenger RNA. RefSeq lists its product as uncharacterized. The transcript is spliced from 2 exons. The coding region runs from base 1 to 495 and encodes 164 amino acids. The record is from RefSeq and is a predicted model, not a curated record. Gene Ontology annotation, molecular function: zinc ion binding. Lineage: Eukaryota; Viridiplantae; Streptophyta; Magnoliopsida; Caryophyllales; Amaranthaceae.